UUACAAUGAGCCAGUCCUCCUAUAGCUCCUCCGACCAGCCUCCUCUGGUGUAGCUGCAAAGGCUUCAAUGUGGGCACAAUCAGAAUGUUGAUAAGACCAGGACAAAUGAAGCAUGUUAGCUUCAUAGCCUCAGAUGUAAACGAGGCUUUUGGCUACGCACGGGCACAGAUGACAACGUCCGGAGUCUGAGCGCACUCCCAUUGGCUAAGCGAGCGCAACGUGUACAUUACAGCAGCGACAGGUACCUCACAUGCGACAGUUAUCUUUCAUCCUUGGAGCAGAACGACAGACGCUUCUUCCACUCAACCGAAACUUUAAUUCUGAGGAUAUUAUUGAUGUUUCACGGUGAAAACUAUUCUUCUACAUACACAGGCAUCUUACUUUCAUUUUUAAAGUGUGAGGAAGAGGGGUCACUGAAUCAGGCUGAAGGAUGAAGUCUAAAGGGAAGGCCGCUAAGUCAUCCAGAAAACCCUGGACUGAGCCAGACCCCGAACCAGAGACCAGUGACACCAGUGAACCAGGCUCUAGCGAACAGGAGGGCUCUGAGGCUUCGGUCCAUAUCGGAGGCUCCUGGAGGGGGGUCCUGAGGGGCGGGGACCGCGAGCAAGGUAGAGGAGGAGGGGGUGCCACCCACAACCCCCACAGACGCCAACGGUCUCACAACAGCAACAAAGAACGCAACGUCCGGCGGCUGGAGAGCAACGAGCGAGAGCGCCAGCGCAUGCACAAACUUAACAACGCUUUCCAGGCCCUCAGAGAGGCCAUCCCGCAUGUCAAAAUGGAUAAGAAGCUCUCCAAGAUCGAGACGCUGACGCUGGCCGAGAACUACAUCAAGUCCCUGACCACCAUCAUCCUGGGGAUGUCCAGCGCCCGCCUGCCCCCCGGGGAGACACCGACAGAGGCUAGCGCUGCCAGACUGCUCCAGUGUUACCAGCAGCACCUGGAGGAGGAUGGGGAGGAGAGCCUGUCUCAGUUCCUCACCCAGAUUCACAGCUUUAGCCAGGAAAGCUAACAGCUAGCAGGUGCUAACUCAACAGCCGAAGGGUUGGAGCAUUCAUGCUUGACUUGGGGAGCGAAUCUCAACUGACACUAUCUCCCAUAUUGUGCACUGCUACUGUACUUAUGACCGAAAGUAGUACACUGUAUGGGGAAAGAUUGUCAUCUGAGAUGCAGCCUUAUACUCCACCAAGCUAGUGAGCUAUAGUGACAUACCUGACAUCACCAUGCACUAAAUGGAGCAUAUAAGAACUUGACUCAGUAACUCUAUUAGACAGUGGUUGGGAGGUGAUUCUUAGCACCAUACCCUUGACAUUAAUUCUAAGAGAACAUAAUGGUGGAGUAUAAGUGAAGACACAGACAGCAUCCUCCCACCUGACUUGGCUGGCUGAAGCAAAGCACCUGUGGACUUUGCCAGUCUAGACAUAGGCCUAGCAUGAAUAGUGACAGACAGAAUACCCAGAGGACCACGAUAAAACAUAUGACUUGGAUUCUGACUCUUGAUUGGUGGUGAGAACCAAGAGUGGACAGACUUCUGACCGACCAACGUCAAAGAACAAUUCAGCACCAUUUUAUUUAAUCUGUUUCCUUUCAUUGUCUUUUAUUUUCACUCAUUUUUUCUAACUGCUGAUUACUGUAGUUAAUUGGUCAACAAUGUAAAAUAACUGAUUGUCAAAGUAUAGUUCAUUCUCUAACUAAAAACCAGCAUACACUGUGGCCCUCAGGGGCCACAAGCUGUGUAGAUAGGACAGGCCACCCCUGCUGUAGAUGAAGACUUGUUUUCAACCUUUUAGGACCAACGUUUGGUUUUCCCUGCUGAGCAUUGCCUCUGGACACAACAGUCACAUACAGGACAAGGAUAUGCUUAAAUAGACUGGUCCUACAGAAUUUAGUCAAAUACUGUACUCUUUAAGUAAGGAAACGAAAACACACCAUAAUUUAAAUGAAGUGCGAAUCGUUAUGACUGUAGAUAUAUGUAUACAUGUGGGAAAAACAGUUUGAAGGGUUGAAGCAGGGAAUUGAACCCAUGCCUUUGGUGGGGAAGCCGGCAGUUACCACUAGACCCACAGGCUCUGCAGAGAUAUAUAUUUGUACAUGUCAGAAUUGAUGUGUUGACCAAGUGCUCUCUAUGACAUCAUCUCCAAACUGCAAUGGUAUCUUGCAAGUGUAUUUACAGAGCUGUAAAAGGGUCCUUCCAACGGCAGGAUAGUGGGUUCGAUUCCCGGGAACACGUGUAUGAAAAAAUGUAUGGAUGCAUGACAGUAAGUCACUUUGGAUAAAAGUGUCUGGGUUAUUAUAUAAAAAUAGUGGUGUGGUGUGUGUGUAACAGGUGAAUUUGAUAAUGAAGACAUCAUUUAUGUUGCUCUUACAAUGUGUGUUUGAAUUAUACUGUAAUAUCUUUGUAGCCUGAGUUCCGAGUCUUGGAUCAUGAGAAUAAAAAAAAUACAAUAAUCUUCCUUAUCAAUAAUCACAUUUAUUGAGAGGACAUUGACCAUGCACACUAUCGGAAGGAAGAAACAUACACAUCAAUAACAGCCUUGUUGGGAUUAGAAUAGUACCUGAUUAUAGUAUUUUAAUUGACAUUAUAAUCAAUAAAAACAAUGGAAUCAUUGUUUAAACGGACAAGUCCUCCUCUAGACACUUAAAGCUUGGAAGGUGAAGGGGUGCACCACAGCAUGACAGGCAUGUGCCACUCCUUUUGGAUGAAGCCUGUACAGUUCUAAACAGUAGUAAGUGAAACAUUAUCGAAAAACGCCCUCUUUGUAUUAGGAACUGCCAUGGGAAGAUAAAGUGAGAGUUUUCACAGACAGUUUUCUGUACAAUCAAUUAUUUGUAGUUCCAGUAUAUCAGUGAUAGCUAUUGGCUUAUGGUUUCCAUGUAGAGAAGUAAGAUCAAUUAAUGCCCAAAUGUGCUAGUUUCAGCUUUUGUGGUUUAUGGAUAAUAGUUCAUAGGACUAAUAUUUUACCUUUUUAUAUACCAACGUACAAUAACCAACCUUGAAAUAUCCCCAUUAAAACAUUUAUACUAAACUCAUAUACAGAUUUAUAACAAAAAUAUGUAUUUGUUCUUUCCACCAAACCUUUCACGUGUGUUGCCUGUCAGUCAUUACUGCUACAAUCGUAGAAGGUCAAAAACAUGCCAAUAAUAGCGUUUAGGAGAACUCUUAUUUUCCUGAGAAAUAAACAGAUAAACUUUAAAGCCCCGCAAAGACAUCACUUUCCAAGCAAUUCACACUUUGGUCCAGUGUAGAACUACACAUUGCACAUUUUUCAUGAAAAGAAGAAUUAUAUACAUUCUUUUCGA
Messenger RNA from Oncorhynchus nerka (sockeye salmon), 3300 nucleotides. RefSeq names its product class A basic helix-loop-helix protein 15-like. NCBI's taxonomy places the organism in Eukaryota, Metazoa, Chordata, Actinopteri, Salmoniformes, Salmonidae. Gene Ontology annotation, molecular function: DNA-binding transcription factor activity, RNA polymerase II-specific; protein dimerization activity; E-box binding. Bases 431 to 1012 code for a protein of 193 amino acids. Gene Ontology annotation, biological process: sensory organ development; axon development; positive regulation of transcription by RNA polymerase II. The transcript has 2 exons. The record is from RefSeq and is a predicted model, not a curated record. Gene Ontology annotation, cellular component: nucleus.